UACGAAGAUGUGGAUGAAGCGUUGGAUUGUUGAUGCUGCAGCCUCAGUGUGAGCUCUGAGACGUCAUCAAUAUCACAGAUCAAUGAUCGACGGCGGAUUGUUGAAAUAUGACAGUGAUCAAUAACACUGAAACACCCGCGAACAGCCACACGAUCAGAAACCCUGCAGGAAGUGUGACAUCACAUCAGGACUCACACAGUUAAACACAACAACAGGGACAUUUUUGGAUUGUGCAUCAGCGGUCUGUGUGCGCGUGUGCGCUCGGGUGCGUGUGCGCGCAGGCGGAGGAUCGCCGAGUGGAGCCGUACCGUGCAGCAGGCACAAGCCGCUGGGCGCGCAGGAGAAGCCGCAAAAAAUACAGCAGCCGCUACUUGAAACUGCGAGGAGAGCAGAGGAGCGUCCGAACUUCAGUGUGCACGAGGCCAGAGAUCCAAAAUGGGAGGCAAGCUCAGCAAAAAGAAGAAGGGAUACAAUGUAAACGAUGAAAAGGCCAAAGACAAGGAUGCCAAGGCAGAGGGGGCCUCCGCUGAGGAGAGCGAGGCGCCGAAAGACAACAAAGACGAGGCUGCUGCCGACACUAAGGAGGUAGCGAACGACACGGCGGCCAAGGAGGCUCCGGCAGCAGACGCUGCAGCGCCUAAAGAGGAGGAGAAGAACGCAGCUCCUGCCGCAAAGGAGCCCGAGAAACCUGCCGCCAACGCCGAGCCUAAAGAGGCACCUAAGAGCGCCGAGCCCGCCAAGGCUGAGGAGAAACCAGCUGCUCCCGCCCCGGCCAAGGAAGCGGCCCCUGCCGCCAAGGAGCCCGAGGCUAAGGCCGCGGCGCCGACCCCGGCGGCUGAGAGUAAAGAUGAGGCCGACGCCAAAAAGACUGAGGCCCCCGCGGCACCAGCAGCCAAAGCCGAGGCGGCCCCCGCUGCCUCCCCUGACCCCAAGCCCACGGAGGCGCCGGCAAAGGAGGCCGCUGCAGCCCCUAGUUCAACACCAGCCAGCGAGCCUCCCGCCAAGGAGGCGAACGCCACAGAGGCACCAAGCAAGGAUCAAACCGUAGCAGUUCAAGAUUAAUGGACAGCUUCUUUUCGGAAAUUAAAAAAAUAAAGUACCUAACUCAACGAUGAUGAAGAUUAAAAAAAGUGAAAAUGAAAUUAACUAGCCCACCCAUAUUCUGAUGAUAACAAUAAUGAUAAUAAUUGUAAUAAUGAUGAUGUGUUGAACGAGGAGGACUGGAGCAACCACCUGGAGAAGUUUCCCACCGCUGCAGAUGAUUAUUGCUAUUAUUAUUGUUAUGUUUGAUUUUAUUUUUUUCUGCUGUAGUAUUUGAACUUUGAUACGAGUCUGUGUCGGCCAUUCCACCUCCAUCAUCCCUCUCCCUCGUACGUCAAGAGGUUUAACCCAUCUCAGCCCGCAGAAGGCCAGCGUUCAUCCGUGCACCCUCCGCUCUGUGGAUGUCACCAGUCAAACGUUUAGGGGAGUGGACGGAGGGGAGGUGGGGGGAGGGGAGGGUUCAGAAAUCACUUUACCAGCUGGACCAUUGAUCCGUCCACCCUUCAGCUCUCACCCUUCCUCUCAUCCUCCUCUUCAGAGCAUUGUGUUCUCAGCUUCGGCUCAAUUGUGGCUCUGUCCUUUUUUUUAACCCAUCCUCCAACGCUUUUUUUUUUAGUAUUGCUGGGUUGCGUUACCAUCCACGUUUCCUCUCUGGGUCACACGCCACUCUCUCAACCAACUCUUAACGUUUAAAUCUCACGUGAGGACCGAGAAUGUUUCGGGCUUUCUGGGACAUUUCCGAGGUUGAAGAAGUCUGACUUUGCAGAGCGAAACACAUUCUUAGACGUAACAAAACAGUCGUAGGAAUUUUUUCAGAUAGACUUCUAGAUUUUGUACUGAAACCCUUAGCUAUAUUAUAAGUGAACUAAGAGGUUUUUUAACAUUUGUAAUACGCUUAAAAAAUCUGCAAAGCCUUGCUGCAAAGACCUCCGCAGUGUUAUUAGAAAGUCUGAGGGAAGUCUCUGAUCCUCCGUCGCAAUCUGGUGACUAAUUUGAGCAGAUUUUUUAAUUUCAACAGACAAAUCUACUGCUGACCUGGACGAGCAGGCUUCACAGUCCCGGGCUGGAGGUGUUCUGAUAAAAAAUACCAAGUCGGUGACGUUUCCUGCAUUAUCAGUUCAUUUGUGUCGCUCAAAACAGAAUAAUUAAUCUGGAUCUUACCUGUGAUUAUCUUCAGUAGACAAACUCUAAAAGUCCUACAAUCAAGGCUGAGCUGCAGCACAUACACAAAAAGUAAAAGUAUAGUGUGAGAGCGUAAAGAUAGAGAGAACUAACAAACACAAAAAGACAAAAAUCUCCAACUUCUGUCUGCGUAUGUUUUCAGAUGAUGGCGUUAAGGUAUUUCCUGCCUUAGAAAUUCAAACAAACACUCCAGAACUCGUGGAGCCGUCUAACAGCUCCACAUCCACGUCCGUCCCUGUGGAGUGAAACCUCACCGGUUGGGUAUCGAAGCAGGUGAAACCACCUGAGACGAGGUCACUGACGAGAGCUGUUCGGUCCAGGUCGGUCAUGAGAUGUCUGAUCCCGCUGAGGACAGGAGGGGGGGAGGGGAGGGGGGGUUUGUUUCUAUGGCAACCACACACCAUAGCUAUCAUGAUGGGAUGGAAAAGCCUCACACACGGAAAGGGAGCUUUUGAUUUGAUCAUUUUCACUCCUCAUGCAUCAUUUCUGCAUCUCAUCAGUUUGCUUUCAGAGAUAUAUAUGACAUGUAGGUACAUGUGUGCAGCGGUGGAGACGAGUACUUACUCUGUGUUUUUAAACUGCAGUAGAAGUAUCAAUAUUACUUUGGAAAAAUACUCCACAGCAGAAAGGAAGGAAGGAAGGAAGGAAGGAAGGAAGGAAGGACCUGAAGAAGAAGCUUUGUGGGGAUUUUCCUGCUUUAAUAUGAGCUGAAGAAAGAAAAGAAGUAAAGACGGACUGAAAGAGAGAGUGAAGAUAUAGAAACAAGCGCAGAGGGACGUACUGACCUGCAUCUUUUUACUUUAUAUAAAAGUAUUUAUAUAACGGUGGUGGAGAAAUACUCCACGGCAGCAAAGUACUGCAUUGUCAUCCAAGGUGAAGGUACUGAUAGUGACGAGAGUGAAGAGAGAAACAAAGGAAUGAGGGAAUAAGGAAGGAAGGUAAGAUGUAAACAAGGAAGGAGAUGAAUAAGGAAACAUGGAAGGACGAGAAAUACCAGCAGCGAUCUUUCAUAAUCUGUGUGUUUGGGAGUAAAUACUAUAAAAUUCCGUUGCGUGAGAUACCAGCACCUUAAGAUGGAACCGAACUGCAGCGCUUGAGUGAAAUGUACUUUGGUCAUCUCCACCUCUGCAUACAUGUCGGUAUGUUAACGUAUAUAUUUACUCACCCCAUCCAUCCAUCCAUCCAUCCAUCCAUCCAUCCAUCCAUCCAUUCGCCAGCGUUUCAGUUCCAUCCGACUGACACAGGAUGUUGUUUUCCUCCCAGCACUUGUCAAACCGUAGCAGAAACGAACACUGGAGGAGCGCCGCGUGUCACUCGGUUCACUUUUUUCUUCCUCUCUUGACUCAGUAAAUUGCAUGUCCGUGGUUGGGUGAACCUGUAGUCCUGUCUUUUUGGUCAAGUGGAGAAAAAAAAAAAUUAAAAAUAAAAAUACAAAAAAAAAAAAAAAAAGAUUUCUCAGUCUGCAUCCAUGGCAACUACAGUUGAUAUUUUCAUUCCAUGUCUCACCACCUGCUACUUCCACCCCACACGUUCAUCCGAAAAACAGAACAAAAAAAAGAUAUGGAAAAUUGAUGCAUUCAAAAUUAUAUGUACUUGUAUAAAUGGUGCAACAGUAAUAAAAUGUAAGAAAUUGACUGAAACUUGA
Acanthopagrus latus (yellowfin seabream) is the source of this 3868-nucleotide messenger RNA. It is a transcript of the gene basp1, whose product is annotated as brain abundant, membrane attached signal protein 1. The transcript is spliced from 2 exons. Bases 436 to 1062 code for a protein of 208 amino acids. The record is from RefSeq and is a predicted model, not a curated record. NCBI's taxonomy places the organism in Eukaryota, Metazoa, Chordata, Actinopteri, Spariformes, Sparidae.